Messenger RNA from Brienomyrus brachyistius, 4556 nucleotides. Its product is annotated as solute carrier family 23 member 2-like. The record is from RefSeq and is a predicted model, not a curated record. The transcript is spliced from 15 exons. Bases 370 to 2346 code for a protein of 658 amino acids. Gene Ontology annotation, biological process: L-ascorbic acid metabolic process; transmembrane transport. Gene Ontology annotation, molecular function: transmembrane transporter activity. NCBI's taxonomy places the organism in Eukaryota, Metazoa, Chordata, Actinopteri, Osteoglossiformes, Mormyridae. Gene Ontology annotation, cellular component: membrane.
CUCAGCAUGUUUAUGUGCGCGUGCGGGUCCGUGCGGGGCUGAGCCGGCGGCCAGUCACGCGAGUCCCGUCGCGACAGUAGCUGUUCCCACACACACGAACACGGAUACGCAGAUAUAACCUCAAUAUGUGUUAAAAAGAACUAAAGGCAGGGACACGUUUUAGGGUGGUUAAAUCAGAAUACCAUCAUCUGUCCAGGGAGCGCGUCGACAGUGAACAUCGCGGAGGACACCUGACCGAAGAGGGGCACUUGAAUCGUACUUUCCCCUGACAAGGCGCGCCACUGGGCUGCCCUCAGAGCAUGUGACUGGAUCGGAGGAGGAGCAGUGAGGAUACAUCUUAAAACGAGCUUCGGGGAAGGAGCGUCUGGAAUGGGUGUGGGCAAGAACGUCACCUCGAAGGCUGCGGAUUCCAUCGGGGAGGGAGCCAUCUGUGAAGACGAGGUUAAGAACGACCAAGGCUUCUACCCCAUUCCCGUGGUGGUUAAUCGAGUAGGCGCGCCCCCUGCAGACCAGGAUGGAGAAGACACUGAGCUCAUGGCCAAUUUUUCCAAGGGGGGUCCAGGCGAAGACAAGAGCUUUGUGUCGGAGACGGUGGGGAGCACAGACAGUGCAGAUGCCAGGCGACUGGACAUGAUCUACACCAUCGAAGACACGCCGCCCUGGUACCUCUGUGUGUUUCUGGGCCUCCAGCACUACCUGACCUGCUUCAGCGGCACCAUCGCUGUGCCCUUCCUCCUGGCAGAAGCCAUGUGUGUCGGCUACGACCAGUGGGCCACCAGCCAGCUCAUUGGCACCAUCUUCUUCUGUGUGGGCAUCACCACCCUGCUGCAGACCACGCUGGGCUGCCGCCUCCCCCUCUUCCAGGCCAGUGCCUUUGCCUUUCUGGCUCCUGCCCGUGCCAUCCUGUCCCUGGACAAAUGGAAGUGUAACAGCACAGUCGCUCCUGUGAUAAAUGACACCAUGCUCCUCCACACAGAGCACAUCUGGCACCCACGGAUCCGAGAGAUCCAGGGCGCCAUCAUUGUGUCUUCCCUCAUUGAGGUGUUCAUCGGGGCUCUGGGCCUGCCUGGCUUUUUACUGAAGUACAUCGGCCCCCUGACCAUCACCCCCACAGUGGCUCUCAUUGGCCUGUCGGGCUUCCAGGCCGCUGGAGAGCGGGCAGGCAAACACUGGGGCAUCGCUAUGCUAACAAUCUUCCUGGUGCUGCUCUUCUCCCAGUACGCCCGCAACGUUCAGCUGCCCCUCCCCAUCUACAAGUCCAAGAAGGGCUGGACCUCCUACCGCCUGCAGCUCUUCAAGAUGUUCCCAAUCAUCAUGGCCAUCCUGGUUUCUUGGUUCCUGUGCUUCAUCUUCACCGUGACGGAUAUCUUCCCCCCACGGAAGAAUGAGUACGGGUUCUAUGCCCGCACUGACGCUCGCCAGGGAGUCGUCGCCGCUGCCCCCUGGUUCAAGAUCCCCUACCCCCUGCAGUGGGGCCUGCCUACCGUAUCCGUGGCAGGAGUCAUCGGUAUGAUGAGCGCAGUCGUGUCCAGCAUCAUCGAGUCCAUUGGUGAUUACUAUGCCUGCGCCCGGCUCUCAUGCGCCCCGCCUCCACCCAUCCACGCCAUCAACAGAGGGAUCAUGAUAGAGGGGCUGUCCUGUGUCCUGGAUGGCCUGUUCGGGACGGGCAAUGGCUCCACCUCCUCCAGCCCCAACAUCGGAGUGUUGGGCAUCACCAAGGUGGGCAGCAGGCGUGUGAUACAGUACGGGGCGGCCCUCAUGCUGUUGUUGGGCCUGGUGGGGAAGUUCAGCGCGCUGUUCGCCUCGCUGCCGGACCCGGUGCUGGGCGCCCUCUUCUGCACGCUCUUCGGCAUGAUCACCGCCGUGGGCCUCUCCAACCUGCAGUUCAUCGACCUCAACUCCUCUCGCAACCUCUUUGUGCUGGGGUUCUCCAUCUUCUUCGGGUUGAUGCUGCCUAGCUACCUCAGAGAGAACCCGCUGGUUACAGGCAUUGCUGAGAUUGACCAGGUCCUCAAUGUGCUUCUGACCACGGCGAUGUUUGUGGGAGGCUCUGUGGCAUUUGUGCUGGAUAACACUAUUCCAGGUACCCUGGCAGAGCGGGGCAUCCGCCGGCUGAAGCGAGGCGUACACUACAGCGCUGCCGAGCUGGAGGGCAUGCGCUCCUACGACCUGCCAUUCGGCAUGGACUUCCUGCGACGCCACCGCAUCUUCCAGUACCUGCCCGUCAGCCCCACCUUUGCCGGCUACCCCCAGGGAAUGAGCCGGUCGGGCUGCGGGAGGCGGGCCAGGGCCAGAGGGGCUGAGGGCGGCCCAGACGAGGACCCAGGGGCUGAGAGCGAAGUAUAGCAGGUGGCCAUGGAUAGAGGUUAUGCAAGAUGCAGAGGACUAGAACAUUCCAUUUCUAAACUUCCAUUUUUUUGUGUUGAGUUUGCAGACUUAAAAUGCACUUGGUGCUGCUGUUGAUGGGUUCCAUUCGGAACCGGGGAGCCUAUUGGGUCAGUCUACUGUUGCUGCAGGUUUUUCUGGACCGAACCGAUUACAGAUCAUCAGUACAACUGAUGAUGAAAACAGGUUAUAACUUUAAGUUUACACAACCAGGUCGGGAUAAAAACGACCCACUGAGAGUGCAGCCAAUGAACAAAAAACAAUUUAUGCAGAGAAGCAGGCAAACACUUGGAUAACAUUUGACACUCUGUUGAGGAUCAGGUCGCCUUGCCCUAUUAUUCCGACUUAUGCUACCUGAUCCACGAUCAGGGUGUGGGCUCAUUCGUGAAAUCAAGAAACGGUAUUUGUGAAUUCACACGCGAGCAUUAACGCGUAAAAGUAUGCGGGGCGAUAAGGAGGCGGCCUCGCCUUACACUGAGACAAAGCGCCAUUUUUCUUUUACGCUCCGUGCUAUGAUAUUUAAUAGCCAGCAGUAUUUUUCACGUUUUAUUUCUUUCAGUGUGUCCGGCUGCCAACAUUAGGAGUUAAAGUCCGUUUGCUGGCUAUAGUUUAUUCAUGGAUAGAAAUUCUCAUGAACUUAAAACUGCGAUAAAAUAAGUUAUUUGCAUAUCGUACUGACGACAUUAGUCUUGUACGGGGAAAACCUGGUCCUCGUGCUGUUGAAAUUAAUUUUUAGUUUCUGAUCUGUCAACGUACUGUACCAUUAACGUGGCGCUGCUGUCUGCGGGGUAUUUCUAACGUUGAAACCUAAGAGUCAUUAUUGCACAUGAAAAGCUUAUGGUUUGCUUGAGUAUUCGGCAGGGACGUUAUUAAUGAUCUGACAGUCUCCGCGGUGGCUCUGACAUUAAAGGCAGAUCUAGAAACCUGCUUUGAGCACCAUGCCCAGCUUUUGAGGUGCCAAAAUAGUCCUCGUCCCGUUAUAUUUUGUACGCUAUUUUAUGCUUGCAAAGGCAUUGGCAGGUUAUAUUUUUUCUAUAUAAAAGGACGAGUUCUCUGACUUCCAAAGACCCAGUUAGAGAGCAGCGCCUGCGUGGUCCCGAUAUAUUCGGCAUUUUAUUUUUAGUAAUCUUGUAAGUUGCGUUUCGGCCAUGUCUGGACCCCCAGUUCCUUUAGACAGUAUGUUAAGCAUGCGAAUGUUACUGGGAUGUACGGUUGGAGUCGGGGAGCGGGAGGGACAAUUAAGUGACCUUAGUCUACCAUGUGUGAGUAGAGGAUCAGACCGUGUCGUGCGGGCCGAGAGCGGACACCCGAUCGUUCAAGGCUGAACCGGUCAUUCACUUUCCGCUACGGUGGAGUGGCGUCGGCAGGGAUCCCUGCAUGAUCCGGAUAAUCCUGCCGUGCGGACAGGAUCCGGCCAGUAAAACCAGACCGAUGGAAGCAGCAGGAGUGUGUGAAGGUUUUCCAAAGACCCGAGACGACGGUCUCAUUUGCUGGUAUUAAUCAGCAAUAAUCUUGUCAAACCCACACGCAGACCGCUUCUCUAACUGGACUUGUAUCAGUCUGGUCGUUUCUAUUUGAUUAGAAGGACACUGGAAUACCGCUAUUAAUCUUGUGCACUGUUUUACAUCUGAUUUAUGGCUAUUCAACCUGUAGUGACAAUAUACCGCAAUGAAAUGUUUUUAUAAUGAAAUCGCAAAAGAAAAAAAAAUCUCUUCAGUUUUUUGAAGGGAAAGAUGUCCAGUAAUAUACAUGGCCAGGUGUGUAUAUGUAUAUUACAAUGAAAUAUUUGAUUUUGUUUAGUGUUUUAUUAUUCUUAUGCUUACGGACAAUGUUGGUAAAGUAAAAAUGCAGUCAAUCUUAAAUCUUCCAAAGGUGCACUAUUAUGUUACAUUAUUUAAGACGAAUUCUUAGACCUGGUGAGCGAAUAUUGUUAUUUUCAACUACAAUUGUCAGAAUAUUUUUCUAACAUUGUUUUCCUUUUGAUGUUAAUAAUUGUAAAAAGAGAGAAAAGAUGUUUUAAGACAAAUGUUUAUAGGCUAUACCCGUGCAGUAUAAAUGUAUAUUAAAAUACACUGAUAUAAAUUCUUGGAAUAGACGUCCUGCACACUAAUAAAAUCCAAUAAUAUCUCUUCCUCAAAUCUAUUUAAAUAAAGGAUGCUGAUUGCUUCGUG